GAUAAAUGGGUAUGACUUAUCUCUUUAGACUUUAAAUUUGUUUUGAAUUUAUCUUUCUACUUUAAAUGAUGAGUUUUUUUUUUUUUUUAGAACUUGUAGAAGUUGCAGAGGAUAAUGUCAUCAUCAAUAAUGUUGAUAAAGAUUUUGAAUUUAAAAUUGGCAUGAAAUUUGCUAAUGAGGACGAAGCUUAUAAUACAUACAAUGCAUAUGCAAUUUGCAAAGGAUUUGGAGUGCGAAAAGGACAAAAGGCAAACAAUAGUAAAGGAUUAUUGCGAGCUUGCACAUUUCUAUGUAAUUGUGAAGGAUAUUCUCCACCAAUCUUACCUCAUGAACAAAGAGAUAUAUAUAGGACUAUGAAAAGAAGUGGAUGUAAAGCUUGCAUUAAAUUCAAAAUUGAAGAGGGAGUUUGGGUAGUUGUCAAAUUUGAGGAUGUUCAUAAUCAUCCUUUUGUUGAUGAUAAACAAAAGCACUUAAUACGGUCAUAUCGGCAUAUAACGAAUACUAAUGGAAGUAUUUUGACUUCUUUGGUUGGGGCUGGUGUGAGGGCUACAAAAGCAUAUUCGUAUCUUAGUGGUGAAGCCGGAGGGCAAGAGAAUGUUGGCUUUACACUACGGGAUUGUCAUAAUUUUUUGCAAUCAAAGAGAAGAGCCUUUAUUACUGCAGGGGAUUGUCAAAGUCUGAUUAACCAUUUUAAUUGCUUACAAUUGAAUGGAAGCAAUUUUUCUUAUACAUUUCAGUUGGAUCAAGAGCAAAGAUUGACUAAUUUUUUUUGGUCCGAUGGUAUAUCCAAGCUGGAUUAUGAAAGUUUUGGAGAUGUUGUGGUAUUUGAUGCUACUUAUCGUACAAAUAAAUACAAUAUGAUAUGCGCACCUUUUGUUGGGUUGAAUCAUCAUUGGAAAAAUGUUCUAUUUGGUUGUGCAUUUUUAUUGGAUGAGACUAUUGCUUCUUUUGUGUGGGCUUUGCAAUCCUUUUUAGAGGCAAUGGGUAAUAAAGCACCCAAGACUAUUUUCACUGAUCAAGAUCAUGCGAUGGCAAAUGCCAUUAGAACUGUUCUUCCCAACACUAGUCAUCGUUUAUGUGUAUGGCAUAUUGGGAAAAAUGCUACGCAUCAUAUUGGACAUCUUCUUGGAAAACCGGGCUUUCGUGAUAAAUAUUGGCACAAGAUUUUAUAUAAGUGCGAGUCAGAAUUUGAAAUGGAAAACACUUGGAAAGCUAUGUGUCAUGAGUGGAAGCUUGAGGACAACAAGUGGUUGGAUAAUAUAUAUCGCCUACGUCAUAAAUGGUGUCCUGCAUUCGGCCGAGAUACUUUUUCUGCGGGAAUUAGAUCCACUCAAAGAAGUGAAAGCACCAAUAAUGUCUUUCAAGAUAUGGCAUGUAAGACUAUGACUUUGUCUGAAUUUGUCAAUCAUUAUGAGAAGCAAGCUGAAAAAAUGCGCAACUCUGAAGUUAUUGAUGAUUUUGAGUGUGCUCGAGGAAUGCCGCGGAUUAUGGUUGAAAGUAGUGGAAUAUUGAAACAUGCUGCACAUGUCUACACGCAUGUCAUUUUUAGAAAAUUUCAGGAUGAGUGCUUGCAUUCUUUGUCUGAACAUGUUCUUAGAUCAGAAAUUGAUGGGCCGUUACACACUUACAUAUUGGGAGCUGAAAAUAGUGAAAGAAAGCAUAUUGUCCAUUUUUGUUCGGGUGAUUCAACCAUUACAUGUAGCUGCAAGUUAUUUGAAAUGCGAGGAUGGUUGUGUAGGCAUACUCUAUGUAUCUUGACACAUGUUGUAAAUGUUACAAGCAUUCCAUCAAGAUACAUUUUGAAGAGGUGGACAAAAACUGCAAAACAAAGUAGUCAUUGCAAUGAUGUUGGAGAAAGCUCUCGUGAUGCGGGACAGUCAAAGACAUUGCGCUUGAAGAGGUUAAUGCAGUUGGCUUUUAGUGUUAUGAACAAUAGGGCAAAUCAUGAUGUUAUGGAGAAUAUUGCAACUACAACCUUGAUGGAUCUUCACUCUCGUAUUGUGAACAAAAUGCAAUAUCUCACAUGUAAAGAUGAUGUUAAUUCCUUGCUGGAAAAUGAUGAAUCUGAAUAUGCAGCAAAUUGUGGAAUUCAAAUACAUGAUCCUCUUCGGAGAAGGCCAAAAGGUAUACCAAAUACUCGGUUGAAGAGUACUAAUGAGAAGCGGAAGAGAAAGGAAUCCUCAUACACAGGAGGCACCUCAAAAUAGAUGAAGACAGUAGUCUUUUUUGUUUGGCACAUGAAGACAGCAGCCUUUUUUUUGUAGAUGAAGACAGCAGUCGUUAAUUGAUGGUGUUUUAUGACAUCAACAAAGAGCAGAAGUUAAUUGAUGCUCAGCUGAUUGAAUUCCUCUGUCUUGAUUUUAGGUCACAACUUGUCAAUAUAGGAUAAAGCAUAGUGUGAUAUUGUCCUGUGUACUGGAGUUCCUAUGCCAUGUCUCCAUCUAGUGGCUGUUGGAGGAAACGCUUAGUAGUUACUAGUUGGACAAUUAUUUCAACAAAUUGGUGGCUUUUGGUAAUCACUUGAGUUCAGUGGAUUCUGAUUGUGGUCAACCUUCAACUUGGAAGUUGAUCAGCCAGUCACUAUACUGUAUCACAUCUACUUUUAAUGAACCUUUUUGAAUGGCUGUGGUAGCUUCUUGACUACACUGGUUAUUAGUGUAUAAAACUUACCAUAUCAUCUUCACUACAUUUGGUUGAGCGUGCAAAUGCAUUAAGUUACAUAUCUGUGGACUUGAUUUUAUGAGUGUUAGAAUCGCCAACAUUAUUCUUAACUCUUUAUUGUGGCUUUAGCUUUGCUUCAACUUUACAUUGAAUAGGGCGUAGGAUUUUGCUGCACUUUGAAGCAGUGGAUUCUGCCUUCUGUGCAUGGAUUAAUGGAGUCUUCGUGGGGUAUAGUCAGGAUAGUAGGCUGCCAGCUGAAUUUGAAAUCACUGACUACUGUAAGCCUUCUACUGCUGAAGAAAAGAAUGUUUUAGCGGUUCAAGUAUUUAGAUGGAGUGAUGGAUCUUAUCUUGAGGAUCAAGAUCAUUGGUGGUUAUCUGGUAUUCAUCGUGAUGUGCUUCUUCUAGCAAAGCCACAGGCAGAUUAAGGUUUUUCUUUGCCCAAUUUGGAUGUGCGAUCACAACCGGAUUCUUUCCUACACAAGAUAAGAAUCCUUACUUUACUCUCGUUCACUUUAGGAAGUUUGUGCCAUUUUUUUGGAUCUACUGAUGUGAACUAAUCUCUCUGUGAAACCAGAAUCAUGAAUCACUAGACACCGAGUCCAAUUCGUGGUUCACGGGGUCGUACGGCUAUAUUACUCUAGGAUGGAGCUUGUCAGCGGGAAAAUGCCGACAAAUGCAUCCUUUAGUUUGGAUAUUGACAUGGUCAAAUUGGUGGAGACACAUAUUGAGAUGCAAGGUUUGGCUUGGGAAGAGUUGAUAGACCCUGCGUUGAGCUUGCUCUUGGCUAGGGAAGAGAAUGCAGCUUUUCAAGUGCUCGAAAUUGCACUGCAACUGCCCCACAAGUGAGGCCAUCAUCCUGGCAGGCAUGCGAUCUCCUUUUCCAUGUAUUCAACAAUAGGAUGAUGGAUAACCUUGUCUGUAUUUCCUGAUGGUUGAAUGAGUAGAAAUCUGGCUAGAGUGAUGUAUGUGGUUAUGUCUACCAAGAUUCAGUUAGCUAUGAUGUGGUCUGCAUAAGCUGCCUUGUUUUUUUUUUUUUUUUUUUUUUUUUUUUUAACCCAGAUUUCUGCUGUCUAAUUGCAAUCAUGGCCGU
Eucalyptus grandis is the source of this 3753-nucleotide messenger RNA. Its product is annotated as protein FAR1-RELATED SEQUENCE 5-like. The record is from RefSeq and is a predicted model, not a curated record. NCBI's taxonomy places the organism in Eukaryota, Viridiplantae, Streptophyta, Magnoliopsida, Myrtales, Myrtaceae. Gene Ontology annotation, biological process: regulation of DNA-templated transcription. Gene Ontology annotation, molecular function: zinc ion binding. Bases 66 to 2207 code for a protein of 713 amino acids. The transcript is spliced from 5 exons.